Mauremys reevesii (Reeves's turtle) is the source of this 822-nucleotide messenger RNA. RefSeq names its product zinc finger protein 154-like. NCBI's taxonomy places the organism in Eukaryota, Metazoa, Chordata, Testudines, Geoemydidae. The transcript has a single exon. The record is from RefSeq and is a predicted model, not a curated record. The annotation marks the transcript as partial.
UUGGGUAAAUUUAUUUCCUGUUGGGGAACUCAGAAGGUCCUCAUGGAAACCACAACACAACAGGAAAUCCUUAGGCGAAAGAGAAAAAAUACAUGCACUGAGUGUGGGCAAAACUUCAUUCACAGAUCAAGCCUUUCUGUUCAUCUGAGAAUCCACACAGGGGAGAGGCCCUACAAAUGCCCUGAGUGUGGGAAAACCUUCAAUCGCAGUUCGCACCUUAUUAGCCAUCAAACAAUCCACAGAGGGGAACGACCCUACGAAUGCAGUGAGUGCGGGAAAACUUUCAAUCGCAGCUCAAACCUUAUUAGCCAUCAAAGAAUUCACACUGGGGAGAGGCCGUAUAAAUGCUGUGAGUGUGGAAAAUGCUUCACUAAGAGUUCAGCCCUUUCUCAACAUCAGAGAAUCCACACGGGGGAGAGGCCCUAUGAAUGCCGUGAGUGUGGGAAAACCUUCACUUACAGAUCAGGCCUUUCUAGACAUCAGAGAAUCCACACAGGGGACAGGUCCUACGAAUGCAGUGACUGUGGGAAAAGCUUCACUCAAAGAUCAGGCCUUUCUGUUCAUCAGAGAAUCCACACAGAUGAGAGGCCCUAUGAAUGCAGAGAGUGUGGGAAAAACUUCACUCAAAGAUCAGCCCUUUCUGUUCAUCAGAGAAUCCACACGGGGGAAAGGCCCUAUGAAUGCCGUGACUGUGGGAAAAGCUUCACUCAAAUAUCAGCCCUUUAUGUUCAUCAGAGAAUCCACACAGAUGAGAGGCCCUAUGAAUGCAGUGAGUGCGGGAAAAGCUUCACUCACAGCUCAGCCCUUUCUAAACAUCAGAGG